Echinops telfairi (small Madagascar hedgehog) is the source of this 1023-nucleotide messenger RNA. Its product is annotated as melanoma-associated antigen B10-like. The record is from RefSeq and is a predicted model, not a curated record. NCBI's taxonomy places the organism in Eukaryota, Metazoa, Chordata, Mammalia, Afrosoricida, Tenrecidae. The transcript has a single exon. Gene Ontology annotation, cellular component: nucleus. Bases 1 to 1023 code for a protein of 340 amino acids. Gene Ontology annotation, biological process: negative regulation of transcription by RNA polymerase II.
AUGCCUCGUGGUCAAAAGAGUAAGCUUCGUGCACGAGAGAAACGCCGUCAGACUCGAGAUGAGAACCGUAAUAAGGAGGUUCCUCGAUCAGCUGCAGAAGCGGCGGCAGCAGCAGCUGAAAAUGCACCCUCUGCUUCUGAAGAGCCAACUCAGAGCUCACCUACUGCUGGGUCUCCAAGUAGUUCCCAGGAGCUCCAAAGUACCCAAGGUACCACCACUUCUGAAGCUGCUGCUUCAGCCACAAGAGCUAGUGGCGAUGCCAGCUCCGCAGGGGAGGAAGGCCCAAGCUCUGAGAAGGCCUUUCCUGCCACUGAGAAUUUGUACAAAACCGCAGUAGAUAGGAAGGUGGUUAUGUUGGUCCACUACCUGCUGCACAAGUAUCAAAUGAAACAGCCCGUUACAAAGUGUCAAAUAUUGCGACAUGUACUUCAAAUGUACCGGAGAUCAUUCCCUGAGAUUCUAAGAAGAGCCGGUGAGCACUUGGAGUUGAUCUUUGGCCUUGACAUAAAGGAAGUGGAUACCAUCCAGCAUACCUAUGUCCUCGUCAACAAAAUGGAAUCAAGCUAUAGUGAAGGGAUGGGUGAAGACAUCGGUGUGCCCAAGACAGGUCUGCUGAUGACUAUCCUGGGUGUGAUCUUCACGAAUGGCAACUCUGCUUCUGAGGAGAAAGUCUGGCAAGUGUUGCAUAUAAUGGGCUUACGUGCUGGCAGGAAUCACUUCAUCUUUGGGGAGCCCAAGAAGCUCAUCACCAAAGAUUUCGUAGAGCAGAUGUACCUGGAAUACCAGCAGGUGCCCAACAGUGAUCCUCCAAGAUAUGAAUUCCUCUGGGGUCCCCGAUCCUAUGCUGAAACCACAAAGAUGAAAGUCCUGGAGUUCGUAGCCAAGAUCCACAAUACCACCUCGCGUGCUUUCCCCUGCUUGUAUGAAGAAGCUCUGAAGGAUGAAGAGCAGAGAGCCGAAGCCAGAAUGAAACCCAAGGCACAAUACCAGGCCUUGACCGGCAGUGUCUCCAGCCACAAGUGA